ACGUACAUCUUCUUCUGUAGUAAGUAUUAAAGUAUUGCCAUUAACGAUCCUAGGAAGCUCGAUCGUUCGACGAACGCGAGUCGAAAGGUCGAAGGGAAUGACGGUGGAUAAUAAAAGGCGGUGAGAAAUGCCUCCUUUAACUUGCGUGCGUGUAUGUGUGUGCGUGUGUGCGCGCGUGUGUACCAUACAUUAUUCGUCGUAUUUUUUUCUCUCGUUUUUGAAUUUUGAUAGAACGACGAGCCGAUCGUUCUAAGAAAAGUUCGACGCACGAGAAAGCACGAUAGCGUGCCAGCUGAUCGCUCGACGUGAAUCAUUCUCCCUUUCUCUCUCUCUCUCUCUCUCUCUCUCUUAUUCGAAGAUGACGCGACUAGAGACUAGAUCGUUUCCACGAACCACGCGUUCCUCUUUCUCAUCUGAUUCGCGACAGUCAUGCAUGGCUUCUUCUUAUAAAGUCGAUCGCGAAAACCGGUGGCGUAGUGUCGAGUUCGACGUCCCGUCGAGCACGCGGCCGGCCCAUGGCCGGCUGCUCGCUCGCUCUCUCUCUCUCUUUCGCUCUCUCGCUCUCUCGUUCUCGCGACGUAAAAACUUAGUGCUUCUGCUUUUAUUAUCGAGUGUAAUAGGAAAGUAAGAAAGUUAUUUUUAUCGUCGUUUCAUAUUUUCAAAUUAUUUCCAAGUUGUUUUCGUAAGCGUUAUACCCUCUCUCCAUCUCUCUUUCUCUUUCUCUCUCUCUCUCUCUCUCUCUCUCUGUUAUUUGGAAGGAACAGUAUCAUCUCGGAGGAGUUCUGGAGAAGUUGAAAAAUGUUGUCGACGCAUAGAAAAACGUGUUCCCUCGUGUCUCUCUCGUCCGGGAUUACGUCGCGUUGCUCUCGCUCCCGGAUCUUUAAACCAUAUCCGAAUCUUACCUUUGGCUUUAAUUUCGUCGUCUCUCGAUAGCGAGACGAUACCGUUUCCGGUGGAACGCUGCGCUCGUUUCGUCGCGUCUGAGUUGCCUAGUUUCGCCCUUUCGUCCCCUCUUCGUACUUAUCCGGGAGACCGCCGACGAAGGUCUUUCGUGGGAGACGAGCACUUUGGAGUACCGGCCUUGUUACAGCAACAUCGGCGGUCGGACGUGUGUCUGUGUGUGUAUGCGCGCGUGUACAUACGAAAAUAUAUGCGUGGCAUUCGGAUAAAAGAAAAUACUCCGGAGCAAAGUUUCUUUUUUCUCCUUUUCAAAAUUCCCGCCCGAGAGAUUCUACGUCGACGCCAUUUUUCAUUCCUUGAUUAUCGUUCUUCGAUGAUAACGUUUCGUCGUUCGCGUGUCGGUAAUAGAGCAAACGCUUUGGAAUGUUACGAUCACCCGAUAAAGGGAUAAGACAUCAAAUGCAGAUAUACGCGACCCUUGGCCAAUCAUCGAAAUAUUCGAGCCGAUGAAACCGAUCAAGAUUCAAGUGUAAGACGAAAUUAAUCGAGCGUAAUCGCACAUGUCGUCCAUUCUUCCGGUAUACUUCCUUCGAGUUUGCGGACCUAGAAGGAGAAUGUAAUAUCGUCGGUAAGGAUCAUAAUGGGGAAUCUUUGUUCUACAUUUUAGUCUCAUCGUCAAAGGAUUUUGCAGGUUUUUUUUUUUUUUUCUUUUGUCAAAGAUUCUGUUGUCAUCGACUUUGCCACUAUUUAAUUUAAUUAUCACGUAGGAGAUUAUGCCGAUGGGAUGUGAAAAUUUGCACAAAUUGUCACGAGUAUGCAUAUGUGUACUCAUUAACGAUACAAAUCUUAUUUGUCUCUCUGGUAGAUGCUUGGCAGCGGAGGAUGGGAAGGGGAAGGGAGAGAGAGAGAGUCUACGGUGAACGGCUUUUGUUUUGAUAACACUACGAAUUUCGGUGUACGUGAACGUGCACGCGAGCGCUCGUAACUGUGUGAGUAGUCCAACUCCGAACUCGAUCUCAUAGAGCAAACGACGUUAUUCGUAGUCUCUCUUCGCCUUUUCGACUAUAUAAUUAUCGCUCGAUACGAUAGCAAGCGUAUCCAAUGUCUCUGCGUUAUCUAUUUUUCUCUCAUUCAUCGUUCCGGUAUUUUUUCAGGUUGUACAUAAACGCGCGUUAUUCCGGUGAUCGUGCAUUCAAGUAGAUAGAUAAAUCUUUGACUAUCGAUAAAACGCGCGAGAUUCGAACGCGUUGGCGGGAAAUUCGUUUCCUCGAUCGGUUGUACGAGUGACCGAACAGCUCCUCGUUACACAGAUACGUAUGUAUAUGACAUUAUACGUAUAUAUGUGUAUGUAUGUAUGUAUGUAUGUAUGUAUGUAUAUAUAUAUAUAUAUGUACGUACGUACGCAUGCACGUAUAAAGUGAUUUUAUCAAUCGAACGUUGCACGAGUCAACCAGAGAACAUAGCCGAAAUGUGGUGAUGGCUGGAAGAUCUCGACGUCCGAGCUCUGAGCUCGGACCGGAUCUCUCAUCUCCGCAUUCGAAAAAACUCAAACUAUCGGAACUACCUCAAGAGGUUGCGUCUUACGUCACGGUCGAUGAGGAAGAUAAUGUGGAAAAGGAGUUAGAAAGUAGCGAAAGGAUAACUUCAACGCCAAACGAAGAAGAACGUGUCUCUGAAUCGCCAAAGGACCUCGAAGGAAAGAUAUGUGCUAUCGAAACACAACGUGACCUUGAAGAAGGACUAAAGAAAUUGUCACAAGAGUCGCAAAACGUUGAAAAGGAAAUAGUAAAGUUUGCAGAAACGCCGAAAGACGUCGAAGAAGAAAUUAAUCUUUCUGAAGUGACAGUUAGUGCAACGGAAUCUCCGGUAGAUGAAGUAAUCCCAGGACCGUCCUGGAAAAGUCACGGCGUUGUUCUAAAGUCUGAAGAAAAGCGUAGCCAUCAAGGAACGUCCACUUUUGACAUGAAAACCACCGAAUUGGAUUCCGCAGUAGAUAUACAUACAUCCUUAAUGGGGGAACAUGCGUCGUACGAGGAAUUAUCUUAUAUCGGCAACGGUGCCUAUGGUACCGUUUAUAAAGCGAAAGAUUUAACCAGCGGUCAAGUAGUUGCGCUUAAAAAAGUUAGAGUACCAUUGACGGAAGAUGGGUUACCUACUAGUACUUUAAGGGAGAUAGCCACGUUAAAACAGCUUGAGAGAUUCGAACAUCCACAUAUCGUCAGAUUAUUAGACGUAUGUCAGGGCAAUUAUCAUCGGUUGCCUUCCAGCGACGAAAGAUCUGAUAGAUUGAAUCAAGGAUUAACUCUUUGGUUAGUCUUCGAACACGUGGAACAAGAUUUGGCAUCUUAUUUAUCAUCCUGCCCAGAGGCAGGCAUGGCAGCGCAUCUUGUAAAACAGAUGUCCAAGGAGAUCCUGUCCGGUGUUCAGUUUCUUCACAGUCACAGGAUUAUACACAGGGAUUUGAAGCCGCAAAAUUUAUUAGUCACGAGGGAAGGAAGAAUAAAGAUUGCAGAUUUUGGUUUAGCCAGAACAUAUGACUUCGAAAUGAGAUUGACUUCUGUGGUUGUAACUCAAUGGUAUCGAGCGCCAGAAGUUUUGUUAGGUUGCUCUUACGCAACUCCCGUAGAUACGUGGUCAGUCGGUUGCAUUCUAGCUGAGCUUAGUAGGUUGAAACCAUUAUUUCCAGGGACAAGCGAAGGAGAUCAAUUGGAUAGGAUUUUUCGAAUCAUCGGUACACCAUCGGAGGUAGAAUGGCCGAAAAACGUGUCGCUUAGUUGGAGUGCUUUCCCUGAUAGACAACCAAAGCCUUUAAGUGAUGUUAUACCUAAUCUCGAUGACGACGGAUUGGAUCUUAUCCAAUCUUUACUUAUGUUCGAUCCUCACGUCCGUUUGACUGCUACUCAGGCUUUAGAGCACAAAUACUUCAAUGAAAAUGACACGUAAUUGCUUUUUUGUUGUUUAUCAAAUUGAAAAAGUAUGUUUAGACUGAUGGAAUUAUUUUUAGGGAAUGUAAUUUAUACAAUAAUAUCCAAAAUUAUAUAUACGUAUAGAAAAAUUUUGGAUAUUAUAAUUAUCAUUUUUUUAGGUUGUAACAAUAUCAUUUUCAACCACAUUAUAUUAUGUAAGACGUUUAAAUAAUUGUACAAGAUAUACCCAAGACUUGAGCUUAGUUAUACAUUAUUUUAAUCUAUCUUUUAUAUACCAAUUUAGGUAUAUAAUAGUAAUAACGUAUAGUAUUUAAAAAAAGGUAUUUUUAAAUAAUUCGUAAUUAACGUUUAAGAAUUACGAUAUUUUCUAAAAACACAAAGACCAUACUACUUUUGUAUUUUCUACGAAGUGACAAAUUUUCCUAAACUUCUGCUACGCAUAAAUUAAUUAGUUAUGAACUAAUAGUAUUUAGAUUCGUUUAAUUGAAUCAUAUACUUAAACACACACGCACGCACGCACGCACACACACAUAUUAUAGUAGGAUAACUUUUAUAAGACUGGGGCCGUUUGACCUAUUAGAAUCAUUGAAAGAUUUAGGAUCUUUCAUAGGAAACCAGAAAAGACACUGCCAUAUCUUGUAAUAUAAAUAGGUAGUUGGAUAUAUUAACACUAAGAUUGUAUUUUAUGUAAGAUAUUAGUUAUUAACGUAUACAAAUCAGCGGUAUAUAUUUAUAUGUAUAUGUGUUACGGUACACCUAAGAUAUAAGAUACUAUAAUGUAUUAUUACAAAAGUUAAAAAGACUGUAUAAUAGAAUAAAAUCAUUUUAUAGUUUUGUAAAUUA
Messenger RNA from Vespula pensylvanica (western yellowjacket), 4670 nucleotides. RefSeq names its product cyclin-dependent kinase 4-like. The transcript has 6 exons. Bases 2377 to 3843 code for a protein of 488 amino acids. Gene Ontology annotation, molecular function: ATP binding; cyclin binding; cyclin-dependent protein serine/threonine kinase activity. Gene Ontology annotation, cellular component: cytoplasm; cyclin-dependent protein kinase holoenzyme complex; nucleus. Gene Ontology annotation, biological process: signal transduction; regulation of gene expression; regulation of G2/M transition of mitotic cell cycle. NCBI's taxonomy places the organism in Eukaryota, Metazoa, Arthropoda, Insecta, Hymenoptera, Vespidae. The record is from RefSeq and is a predicted model, not a curated record.